This is a messenger RNA of Planococcus citri (citrus mealybug), 1120 nucleotides long. RefSeq names its product dynein axonemal heavy chain 3-like. The record is from RefSeq and is a predicted model, not a curated record. Gene Ontology annotation, cellular component: 9+2 motile cilium; dynein complex. Bases 582 to 1088 code for a protein of 168 amino acids. NCBI's taxonomy places the organism in Eukaryota, Metazoa, Arthropoda, Insecta, Hemiptera, Pseudococcidae. Gene Ontology annotation, biological process: cilium movement involved in cell motility. Gene Ontology annotation, molecular function: minus-end-directed microtubule motor activity; dynein intermediate chain binding; dynein light intermediate chain binding. The transcript is spliced from 2 exons.
AAAAUAAUUAGGUAUUUAUUUUUAUCAAGCUACAUUCUCGUUUUAUUUUGUAUUUUAGAAAAAAAAAAGUAAUUCCUUACCCUUUGUAUUAUUUUAAUUACGAUCAUUGGUGAGUGGUGAAACAAUUUCUAGAAAUAAUUUCACUUUAUUAUUAUACUUAAACCAUAAGUUUACACAAAACAAAACAAUAACAAAGAAGACAAUUUAUACUUAUAGAAAAAUGAAUAAUAAAAAACUGAUUCUAAAAAUAUACGAGGCAGAAAAUUAAAAAAACACACGAAUGAACUUGAAGAAGCGGUCUCUUGUGACAUCUGUCAAGUUCAUUCAUGUAGGGGUGGCAAGAUAGAUAGGAAUUGAUGUCAAAUAGGUAGUGAAGAAAAGUAGACUGAACUCAAAUUUAAAGUGGAAUUGAAAAAAGGAAAAAACAAAACAAAAUAAUGCUUUACUUUUUUCAUUGAUGAAAUUGGUUUCCAAUUCGUUUUUAUUUGGUAUUUCUCUAGGUACCUACUUAACUAUGCAUUCUUGUUAGGUUCCAAUUAUUUACAAGAUUCAUCGAGUUCAGGGUUAAAUUCUUGCACUUAAUGCCUUCUUUAAACCUUGUUUUAAUCAUUUAUAUCUCUACCAGGGAUUUACAAAACAAACGAAAAUUGCUGGAAAAAUCAUUACAACGACUUUCAGUCAUUAAAGAACAAAUUCCAUUCCUGGAAAGAGAAUGUGAAACAUUACAGCCAACAAUACACGAUAAAAAAAUCCAAGUUGAACGGCUAGAGAACGAAGUAGAAGCUGAAAAGGAAGUUGAAACAGAGGCCGAAAUAACCACAAACGGAGCUAAAACCACGUUGAAAAAUUGUGAAAAGAAAUUGAACUCUAGAAAACAAGAAUUCGAACAACAGGUUGCUCAAAUCCAGGUCGUGUGGGAAAACGUUUGUGAAAAUCUACAGUCACUUUCGUCAACUGAUAUAACUUUAUUAAAAACAAUGAAAAAUCCACCUAAACCUCUGAAAGCUGUAGUAGAAGCUUUGGCUAUCAUCAAGGUCGUUUUUUUCAACAACGUCGCCCUCUUUUUAUUUCUCAUAGACUAUUUUUAAAUAAUUUUUUGAAUCUUUUAUAAAUAGGAAAU